Molecule: messenger RNA, 2102 nt
Organism: Eucalyptus grandis
Lineage: Eukaryota; Viridiplantae; Streptophyta; Magnoliopsida; Myrtales; Myrtaceae
Product: crocetin glucosyltransferase 3
Molecular function (GO): UDP-glycosyltransferase activity
Source: RefSeq, a predicted model, not a curated record
AGCAGAAGAGCACCUCGUCUGGUUAACUCCAAAACAAAGGCAGAAUCCACACGCAAAGGGCAGCGCAAUGGCCUGUUAUGCUACAGUUCAUCCGUGAGCAAACGUGUCCGUCGCACGUGAUAUUUUGUACCCAGAAACAGGGAAAACUUAGGACAGAGUGCUUUGGCCAUGGUGGUGGUGUGGCUCAAGUGGACGCCCCACAUUGGUCUUUUGCAGUCUUUAUAAAAGCUUUUGCAGAAGGAACAAAACCAAGCGCAACCACAAAAUACCAAACAAACUCCCUAUCUUAAACCGCUCAAGAUUUGCCCUUUUUGAGCAUAUAACAACGACAUACUGAGUAGAGGUUCUCUGGAACAAACCGGACCCAAUGGAUGAUUCGAAAUCUCAAUCCCAUGGCCACAUAGUGAUGCUCCCUUUCAUGGCACAUGGCCAUCUCAUCCCCUUCCUCGCCCUCGCCCGCCGCAUCCGCCGCCAAACCCCCUUCGCCGUCACUCUCGCCGCCACCCCUCUCAACCUCUGGUACCUCCGCUCCACCAUGUCCCCUGACGACGACGACUCCGGAAUCCGAUUCCACGAGCUCCCAUUCCGCAGCUCCGACCACGGCUUGCCCCCCGACACCGAGAACACUGAGAACUUGCCGCUCAGUCAGAUCGGCAUGCUUUUCCGCUCGUCUGUGUCCCUUGCUACCCCCGUAGAGCGCCUCAUCUCCGACAUAACGGCCGAAGAGGGCAGGCCACCGCUUUGCGUGAUCUCGGAUGUGCUCUUCGGGUGGUCUGUGGACAUCGCCAGGAGGCUUGGGACGAAGAGCAUCACCUUCACCACGGGCGGCGCAUACGGCACUCUGGCCUACGUCUCCAUCUGGGUUCACCUCCCACACCGCUCGACUGAUACUGAGGAGUUCUCGGUGCCUGGAUUCCCCGAACGGUGCCGGUUCCACCGCUCUCAGCUCCACCGAUUCAUUCGAGAGGUGGAGCCUACGGAUGAGUGGUCCAAGUUCUUCCAGGUUCAGAUCAAGCUCACUUUAGCCUCGGAUGGUUGGUUAUGCAACUCGGUAGAGGAAAUUGAGCCUCUUGGGUUCGAUCUCUCGAGGAAGUACUUGAAGCUUCCUGUUUGGGCCAUUGGUCCACUAAUCCCCUCUCGCAUGCUCCGAAAAUCAUCACCAAUCUCUCCUAACUCUAGAUCAAAAUCCCUCCAAAAGCAUACGGGAAAAGCUUUUGGAGUGUCCCCAGAGAAAUGCCUAGACUUCCUCAGUUCACAUAGUCCAAACUCUGUUUUGUACAUUUCCUUUGGUUCACAAAACACUAUAAGUCCUAGCCAGAUGAUGCAGUUAGCCAUUGGUUUGGAAUCAAGUGGCAAGCCUUUCCUUUGGGUCAUUAGGCCGCCCCUCGGUUUUGAUACCAAGGGUGAGUUCCGACCCGAGUGGUUGCCACUGGGUUUCGAGGACCGAGUGACCGGGAGCAACCAAGGAUUGCUAGUGCGGAAUUGGGCACCACAAUUAGAUAUCCUCUCGCACGGCUCGACGGGAGCAUUCCUAAGCCACUGCGGAUGGAACUCGAUCAUGGAGAGCCUGAGCCAGGGGGUGCCCAUCUUGGGGUGGCCGAUGGCAGCCGAGCAGGCGCACAACGCCAAGAUGAUGGUGGAGGAGAUGGGGGUGUGCAUCGAGCUUGCGUGCGGGGUCGAGAGCCGGAUCGAAGCCGAGGAAGUGAAGCGGGUGAUCGAAAUGGUGAUGGAAGGGGAAGGAGAAGGAGGGGAGAUGAGGAAGAGGGCCAAUGCAGUGAUGGGACAAAUGAGGGAAGCUGUGAAGGAAGGCAGUGAUGAUGACAAGGGGUCUAGCCUCAAGGCCUUGGAUGAUUUCGUGAGGACCAUCCUAGGUGAUUCUACAAAUCGUACAUUCUCAUUCCUUUAAGUCAAGCAUGGCUCGAAAAGUGUCGGCAAAUUUUAUGACAGCUAGAAAUUCGAUGAACUCCACAAAUGUUAAUCGACUCAAAUAGUUUCGUGGGUCGUGGCUAUGUCCUCAAGCAAUUGAACCGUUCUUUCUGUUUAAUGCAGCACUUUUUAUUUGCGUACAAUCUAACUUCUAUGCUUAUAGUAUUGUCUUGAAA